ACAAAGAUGUUGCCUUAAGAAUGAUUGCAGGCUUAGUUUUUGGAAUAGCUCUUUUCAUUCAAACAGGAAUUUUUGGAACCAUCGUCAAUUCCGAUAAACUUUCCGACGGGACUUGUGACUCAGAAGAUCUGAGAGUUGAGAUUGGGAUUGAAUGCGAAGUUGAAAAUAUCAAAAUCAACAUUGUAUCAAACUCAUCCCAUAAUGAUCUUAUGGAGUGUAGAUUUGUUCAAGACAAUUUACAUUGCCAUCACACUGAUAUUUCAACUUCGCACAACUACAGUAAUGAAAUUUUGAUAAUAGCUACAGCAUUCAACCACACGAUACACGCAGGUUAUCCGCUAUGGGUGAACACGACUUGUCGAAACAACAGUACUGUCAAAGAAAACAUCCUUCUCAAACCUUGUCGUUCGGGGUUUCAGACGUCAGCAUAUGUCAAUAAUUCCAACAUUACGAUUUCAUGUGAACAUAAGUCAUUUAGAAUGUCCGCUAUGGGUAUACGCAUCGUCGACAAGGAGGACUUGGCACACUGCUGGUGGAGCAAAGAAAAUCAAACAACCAGAUGUUAUAUACAAGAAGGUUUAUUUGAAGUUCUCGACAAUGGCGUGAAGUAUACUACACCAUAUACCCAAGGAAUGAAUAUCACGUGUUUAUUCGACGAGCAGUCAGUUGAAAUUCUUCCUCAACAACAAACAACUCAUAGUACGAAAAUGCCAAUCACCACCGCCACCAGACUUACAACGACCACAACUACUGAAGCAUCAGAUGCUUCUCCGUCGGGACAAAGUGGAGAGAGCGGGCAAACAAAGCCAGCAUGCACGGUUGCUGUAAUCUCCAUUUUGUGCAUCUUAUGCUUUAUUUACAGAGAUAUUUUUAUUUGAAAACAAUCGGAUAUGAAAGGUUCACGUAUCCCUCGUAGUAGGCUCAUGUAUAUCUCGACAUAUUACUGGCUGAAACCUGGUGAUAUUUUCUUUCAUCCAUUUUGUUCAAAAGACGCGUGUGUAGCUUUUCUGUUGAAUCCGGUAUACGAAAUCAAUAGUUGUACAAAACACGAUCAGUAUGAAUGUGAAUGAAAUAGUUUUUUGAAAUGAGAGAAUCUGGCUUAGGAGAAUGUUGCUUGCGCACAUUUCUGACGGAAAAUUAGUGCCUUUGCGAAUAAAAAUAAGAACCCUGAAACAUUUUGGCAAAUAUAAA
Messenger RNA from Saccostrea echinata, 1191 nucleotides. RefSeq lists its product as uncharacterized. The transcript is spliced from 5 exons. Lineage: Eukaryota; Metazoa; Mollusca; Bivalvia; Ostreida; Ostreidae. The coding region runs from base 21 to 878 and encodes 285 amino acids. The record is from RefSeq and is a predicted model, not a curated record.